AUGAAAGUCCCCUCAGGUCUUAUCGUACCGCCUUCUUUCUCUAAGUUGCUUGUUAUAUCAUUGAAAUCUCCUAUUCUGCAGUCGAUGAAGUUAUCAGUCGCUUCCAAGACUUCAAACUUUGUGUCCUCUUUCCAGAAGAGAGCCAAGCCACCAGCCCCAUGGCCAUGGGGAGAGACAAGGAAGUUAUUGGAAUAA
This is a messenger RNA of Arabis nemorensis, 195 nucleotides long. Lineage: Eukaryota; Viridiplantae; Streptophyta; Magnoliopsida; Brassicales; Brassicaceae. The record is from the annotation of a GenBank genome assembly.